This is a messenger RNA of Trifolium pratense (red clover), 2673 nucleotides long. RefSeq names its product putative receptor protein kinase ZmPK1. Bases 66 to 2501 code for a protein of 811 amino acids. The transcript has a single exon. Gene Ontology annotation, molecular function: protein serine/threonine kinase activity; ATP binding. The record is from RefSeq and is a predicted model, not a curated record. Gene Ontology annotation, biological process: recognition of pollen; protein phosphorylation. NCBI's taxonomy places the organism in Eukaryota, Viridiplantae, Streptophyta, Magnoliopsida, Fabales, Fabaceae.
AUACUAAAACCAUAUCAUCCUCUCAAUUAAUUCAUAUCCAUCUAAUUUGCUCUACCAUCUUAACAAUGCAAAUUCAAGUCUUCCUCCUCUUUCUCUUAUUCACUAAAACCAUUUCAUUAACAUCAACAACAGAUACACUCCCACAAGGCUCAUCUCUUUCAGUUGAAAAACCAAAUGACAUCCUAAUUUCAUCCAACGGCGACUACUCCGCCGGUUUCAUCCAAGUCGGAGACAACGCCUUUUGUUUCUCCGUCUACUUCACAAAAUCCAAACAACCUACCGUUGUUUGGAUGGCAAAUCGAGACCAACCCGUUAAUGGAAAAAAUUCAAAACUCUCACUUUUUAACAACGGUAACCUCAUUUUAACCGAUGCAGAAAGAAAAAGAACACCAAUUUGGUCCAUUUCAACUUUCUCACCUUUUCCAUUACAGCUUCAGCUUCAAAACAAUGGUAACCUUGUACUUGAAACUUUACAAAAAACCGAAAAAAAUACUAAUGUUACUAUCAUUUGGCAAAGCUUUGAUUUUCCAACCGAUACUCUUCUUCCAGGCCAAGAACUUACAGAACACUCAAGCUUAGUUUCAUCCAAAAGCAAAACAAAUUUUUCCUCUGGUUUCUACAAACUUUAUUUCGACAACGAUAACGCUCUUCGUCUUUUAUUCAAAGGUCCUUUGUUAGCUAGUGUCUAUUGGCCAUCACCUUGGAAAUUACCAAUUGAUAUGGGAAGAUCAACAUACAAUGCUACAAAAAUCGCGUUACUCGAUUCUUUUGGUCAUUUCACAUCCUCUGAUACGUAUCAAUUUCACACCACUGAUUAUCCUAAUAAAUUUCAUAGAUUACUCAAAAUGGAUCACGACGGUAACUUACGUGUUUAUAGUUUCAAUGAGAAAAUGAAGACAUGGGAAGUAACAUGGCAAGCUACUCAAGAACCAUGUGAGGUUCAUGGUAUUUGUGGAGAAAAUAGCAUGUGUAGUUAUGAUCAUGUUAUUGGAAGAACAUGUUUUUGUUUGAAAGGUUACAAGUUGAAGAAUCCUCAUGAUUGGUCACAAGGGUGUGAGCCUGAGUUUAAACCUGCUGAUCUUUCGUGUAAUCGAGGUGUGUCUUUCGGUUUUCUUCGUCUUCAAAACACGGAGUUUUUUGGCUAUGAUUUGAAUGUAACAAAAGUUACAAGCUUGAAACAAUGUCAAGAUUUAUGUUUGGGUCUUUGUGAGAGAUGCAAAGGUUUUCAAUUCAAAUUCAAUAGAGAAUCUACUUAUGAUUGUUUUACUAAAACAUUGUUGGUCAAUGGAAGAGAUUCUCAUAAUAUUGAUGGUGAUGUUUUCUUGAAAUUGCCCAAAAAUACUUUGUUAUCUUCCACUAUGCCACUUAAACAUUUACCUUUGAAUUGUUCCAUUGAUUUGUCUCAACCAUUGAAUAGACUCUAUGAAAAACCAAGUAAAAACUCAACUUUGAGUUUCUUAGUUUGGUUUGCAUUAGGAUUUGGUGUGUUUGAGAUAACCAUGAUUUUCAUUGUGUGGUUCUUUUUGUUUAGAACCAAUAAAAACAAUGAUAAUGUUGAUCAAGUUCAAAGACAUCUUCUUUCGGCAACGGGCUUUCAAAAAUUUUCGUAUUCAGAACUAAAAACCGCGACAAAAGGGUUUACAAAAGAGAUCGGUCGAGGAGGAGGAGGAAUUGUUUACAAAGGUAUACUCGAUGAUGAUCGUGUUGCGGCUGUUAAAUGCUUAAAUGAAGCUCAUCAAGGCGAAGCGGAAUUUCUAGCCGAAAUAAGCACAAUUGGUAUGUUGAACCAUAUGAAUUUGAUUGAUAUGUGGGGAUAUUGUGUUGAAAGGAAACAUAGGAUUUUGGUUUAUGAGUAUAUGGAACAUGGUUCUUUAGCUGAAAAUCUUUGUUCUAAUUCACUUGAUUGGAACAAGAGAUUUAAUGUAGCUAUUGGAACAGCUAAAGGUUUGGCUUAUUUACAUGAAGAGUGUUUGGAAUGGGUUUUACAUUGUGAUGUGAAGCCUCAUAAUAUUUUACUUGACACAAAAUUUCAACCAAAAGUAGCAGAUUUUGGAUUAUCAAAACUUUUGAAUAGAGAUGAUCGCGAUAGUUCAGUUUUUUCACGAAUUCGAGGAACAAGAGGUUAUAUGGCACCUGAAUGGGUUUAUAAUCUUAAAAUUACUUCUAAAGUUGAUGUUUAUAGUUAUGGAAUUGUUUUGCUUGAAAUGGUGAGUGGUAAAAGUCCAAUGGAAAUUCAUAGUCUUGAUAAUAGUGGAGGUAUAGAGCAUCAUAGAAUGGUAACUUGGGUUAUGGAAAAAGUGAAAAAUGCUCCUACUACUAUGUUUUGGAUUGAGGAGAUUGUUGAUGGUAAUUUGGAAGGAAAAUAUGAUGUUAAUCAAGUUGAGAAUUUGGUUAAAGUUGCUUUGAAGUGUGUCAAAGAUGAUAUGAAUGAAAGACCUUCAAUGAGUCAAGUAGUUGAGAUGCUUCUUGAGUCCAAUGAAAGAAGAGGCACCCCUCGUUAGUUGUUUUUUCUUUUUUUCACCAAAUUAGUGCUUGAACAUUGUUAGGUUGGGUAUUAUGAUUAGAGUUCGAACUUCAAUCCUUUAACUGUGUGUGUAUGUUUCCAAUAAUUUGUUAUUUCAUCUAUUUAUCGGAAAAAAUUGUAUUUCCUAUAACUAAAAAAAUAAACAAAUU